AUGCAGGAGCAAGAAAUUCCACCAACCAGCAGCGAUGAAAUCCACUACUGGGGCGAUCUCCCAGAGCAAGAGUACUACAAACAGCAAGGAAUUCGAGCAGGGCAUUCAUUCUACACCUCACCCAGAGGCCUGAAGCUCUUUACCCGUUCAUGGCUGCCGAACACCUCCAAACCACCUCGCGCCCUGCUCUGUAUGGUCCAUGGAUACGGCAACGACUGCAGCUGGACCUUCCAAUCCACAGCCAUCUUCCUCGCCCAGAACGGCUUCGCCUGCUUCAGCCUCGACAUGGAAGGCCACGGGAGAUCCCAAGGCCUGAAAGCCUACGUUCCCAACAUCGACCUCGUCGUCCAUGACUGCCUCUCCUACUUCAACGCCAUCAAACGAGACCAGCAAUUCACCGGCCUCCCUUCAUUCCUCUACGGCGAAUCCAUGGGCGGAGCGAUGUGCCUCCUCAUCCACUUCCAAAGUCCUACCGCCUUCGACGGCGCGAUCCUCGUCGCCCCGAUGUGCCGAAUCGCCGACGAGAUCAAACCUCGCUGGCCGAUCCCCGAGGUCCUCACCAUCGUCGCCAAAUUCCUCCCGACGCUGCCCAUCGUCCCCACGGGAGACCUACUCCGUGAAUCCGUCAAAGUGAAAGAGAAGGUGAAGGUCGCGGAGAUGAAUCCGAUGAGGUACAGAGGCAAGCCGCGGCUCGGGACAGUGGUGGAGCUGAUUAGGACUACGGACUGUCUGGGGAACAGAUUGCGAGACGUUAGGGUUCCAUUCCUCGUCCUCCACGGAAGCGCGGAUGUGGUCACGGAUCCGAAUGUUAGCAGAGCGCUGUACGAAGAGGCCGCGAGCGAGGAUAAGACAAUCAAGAUCUACGACGGGAUGCUGCAUUCGCUGUUGUUCGGAGAGACGGAUGAGAACAUUGCCAUGAUCCGGCGGGACAUUGUGGUUUGGCUCAGCGAUAGGUGCAGUACAAAGUGA
Messenger RNA from Linum tenue, 969 nucleotides. The record is from the annotation of a GenBank genome assembly. Lineage: Eukaryota; Viridiplantae; Streptophyta; Magnoliopsida; Malpighiales; Linaceae.